Volvox carteri f. nagariensis is the source of this 1077-nucleotide messenger RNA. RefSeq lists its product as uncharacterized. Bases 1 to 1077 code for a protein of 358 amino acids. The record is from RefSeq and is a predicted model, not a curated record. The transcript has 4 exons. Lineage: Eukaryota; Viridiplantae; Chlorophyta; Chlorophyceae; Chlamydomonadales; Volvocaceae.
AUGAAAAGGAUACCUUGGUGCUUCUUUCUCCUAGGUGCGGCAGGAUUUGCGCUCGGUGUUCUUCUUGGCAGGUUGGAGUUAGUCCCAUCGGCAUCAUGUCACCAAAAGGAAAGCGAGGACGCCUUCCGGUUGGCUUAUCAAGCGGCUAACCAGGUUGCGGAAGCCAGGGGAGUCAAAGUUUUCGAGGUUGGGUUCGGCGUCAAUGUGCGGAUCCUUUCCUUUGGCCGCAAAACGUACGCGAUGGUGUUGCCCCGCCGGGAAUCCCAGGUCACAGCCCCUGAAGUCCCUGAGGCUAUUAUGAAGACCGGGCGGUGGAGUCCGGAAGAGACCCGAGGUGCAGUCGAAAUCUUUUCACGCAAUUGCGGAAAGAGAGGCGCCCCUCAGCUGGUUCUGGACGUCGGUAGCCACGUGGGAUACUACAGCUUGCUCGCUGCAGCCUUUGGCUGCAAAGCUUUCGCUUUCGAUGGUAACAAAGAAGUCCUGGCAUAUUUGAACAUGUCAAUUGCCCUGAAUGAUUUUUCCAACCGCGUCCGAGUUUUUGAGGGGAUUGUAUCGAAGGCCGCGGACUUCCAGUUCGACGGAUGGACAGCUCUCCCCAAGAACGUUUCAAAUGCAGCACCCGUUCCGUCGCACGCCGCGACCAAGGCGGUGGUGCUCGACGACGUCGUCCGCCAGCCCGUACUGUACGUCAAGGCGAGUAACUGUCACCAUUUUGCAAUCGGCUUGCUGGUAGAUGUUGAGGGGUGGGAGCCGGCUGCCUUCUUGUCAGGAAGGCGGAUAUUCACGAAAGAGUCUCCCCUGUACGUCUUUUUCGAGAUGACGUACUAUCUUUUGGGAACGUGGAAGUACGAGUACCUGGAGGUUAUGCAGAUGCUGAAGGCUGCAGGAUACAUGUGCAAGUCGUCCAUUCUGCAAACGGUCAUAACGCUGCCCGAGACGAAGUCACAGUUUGACGACUUGCUCAGGGAUUAUUCCAGCCAUUGUGAUCCCACGAAGAUACACUACUGUCAGGACGAGUUCCUUUGCGUGCAUCCCUCGGCCAAAUUUAGCCCUAUCGCUUCGAAGCCAGUGCGCUGA